This is a messenger RNA of Folsomia candida, 1783 nucleotides long. RefSeq lists its product as uncharacterized. The transcript has 4 exons. The record is from RefSeq and is a predicted model, not a curated record. The coding region runs from base 1 to 858 and encodes 285 amino acids. NCBI's taxonomy places the organism in Eukaryota, Metazoa, Arthropoda, Collembola, Entomobryomorpha, Isotomidae.
AUGGAAUAUAGUUAUCAGUAUAUGACGUUUUUAAGUUCUGUCUUUUUGGAAUUCGCCUCACCACCACUUUCCCUCGGAGUGAAAGGAAUCAAGCUAUUGAUCCGACUUUGUGAAGUGACCACAAUUCCGUUAAUUCCUGUCUUGCAAUUUCUCCUGUUGACAUAUCUUCCCUGCACGCCACCCUUCAUUCUGUCCAUGUCAUCAAAUUGUAAAGCAAUAGGAUCUGUCACCAGGGUUGGAGUUCAUCUCUUCGAAACUUGGAUGGGCUGGCAUAUCAUGUAUUCUGCGAGCAUGUGGAUAUUUUACGUCCUCUUCGUCGGAAUUGUCUGCAUUUUGGGAUACUUCAAGAUAUUGGACAGACAAAUUGCCGCAAUUACAAAUACCGUUGAGAAAGAUAAGUGCAUCCAUAUCUACCGAUCCGUCCAAAUACUGGAGACUAUAUUCAACACCUUCCUCCGAAUUCGAGUCGUCCCAUCCGUAAUUCUGGGAACGAUCGGGCUGCAAAUCAUGUCACUUUACGCAUGCAUAAAUCUCCAUGAAGAACUCUCAAAGUCUGGACUUGUAAUAAUAGUCAUUAUGGGAAUGGAUGCCAUCAUAUGCAAUUUGGUCGUCUUCACUUUGGCAUCGCAAGUUCACAAUUCGUCACUGAAAAUCAUGCGAAACUUGGGGAGGAAAUCGAUGGCACUGUUCGGACAGGGACGAUCUAUUGCAAAAAGACAACUAAGAGCUUGUGCCAUUCUCAGGGUCAAAUUUGGAUCGAAUUUUAUCGACCGUGGGACACCACUCGUUGUGGAAACGUUCUGCAUAAAUCAGACAAUGUCACUUACUUUGAUUAAAUCGGGGAGGAGUAUGAAUUGAAAACUCGAGGGGAUUAUUUUAUUGAAAAAACGUAUGUAUGUAUCCAUGCAAUUUGAUGUAAAAGAUUUAGUCGAUCCAGAUAUUAAUAUUUAACAAAUUGUAGAAGUAGGAACCUAUGGAAGUUGAAAUCAAUGGGUUUGUAUAUAGCUGUGUUCUGGCUAUUGUAUACAAGUAUUUGCAUACAUAAAUUACAUAGGUGUUGUAUAAUAUACGUAGAUAUAAGCUGUUGCGGAUGUACACGUGCUCAUGAUAAUAUCUUUGUUCGACCAACUAUAAUUUAUGACAUUCUCAACCUUUAAGCUUUAUGUAAGUAUUAUCGUUGAUCAGAUAUCUGUAAAUCAGAUAUCUGUGAUAAGUUCCGUUGGCCAAAUUAUAACGCUUAAGAUCUUAAUUAAUGUAUGCCAACAUAUUUAUUUACACAGAUAGUUGAUGACAAGUUUCAUAGGUAUUUAAUUAAUUCGAAACGUAAAGUAAACAAAUACAUGCGUGGCUCAUUGUGAAUGAAACAAAAUUAUUAAAGGUCAAUCUUGAGGGAUUUAUUGCGAGUUCGCAUCAUUUGAAAAUAAUUUGGACACUAAAUACUAGCCUUGGAGAUGGACAAGUUCGUAAAUAAAUUGUCAAGCCAAUUUUUUGCGAACUUGUCAACUUUAUUUUUUGUUAACGAUGUGAAUGAUGCAAACUCGUGAAUACCCUUAUAGACAAGAAAUAUCUCCAAAUAAAUAGAUUUACGAUUAAUAUUAAGUGUGUAUUAGGAAAGAUUUUAGUUUAAUUACCAAGUUAUGGAUAUUUCAGAAUAUUCGAAGAAAGUUUUCUGCAUGCUAGUGUAUCUAGUAUAUAUGUAUGCACAAACAUAGUAUGACAAUAAGUAUGCUUGCAGGUUGUGAUGUAGGUAUGUAUGUAUGUAUGUGCAUAGGCAUACAGACAU